Soboliphyme baturini is the source of this 480-nucleotide messenger RNA. The record is from the annotation of a GenBank genome assembly. Lineage: Eukaryota; Metazoa; Nematoda; Enoplea; Dioctophymatida; Soboliphymatidae.
AUGUGCAGCUCGCAACAGGAGCAAGACGCAGUGCAGUACGUUCAAAAUCUGACCCUGGACAAGUUGUGCUUCAAACAGAACACUCGGGAGUACCAACAUGCCGCGGAAACGAUCGCCUGGGCACUUUCGGUAGUGACAGAGAACAUGAUUCGGCAAAUUGAAUAUGUCAUUCAGAAGGCACUAAGUAUGCCGUUUGUCGCUGGAUGGAACGAGCUCAUAGUCCAUGAGUGGGUUUCAUGCAUCGGCCCCGUCGCCGCUGCUUGGGCGGUGUUCGAAGCGGGUUACGAGGUGAAGAUUUUUUCUGCGUGCCCCCCUCCCCCUUCUCCCGUCGUACAGUACGAGCAUAAUGGGGCUGUUGUCAGACGAUGCCGGUCCAAGAUCAAACACAUGAGUUUGGUUCGAUUCAGGUCUCAGCUACAACCUCCCGAAAGACCAAUUCGAAAGCGAGGCGUCGUGCAACGCGAUCCUCGUGACGAUUAA